AUGGAGUAGCAAGAAGGAUUCUUCCAAGAAUUGAAACAAAUCUACGAUAUUAAAAUACCCAUUCCAAAACCAUCAGUCAUUUAAUAAGAACAUCCCUAGAAGUUUUUAUUUUAUUUUGAUCUAACAAAUACUCAAAGAUACUCUAAUGAAAUGUCAAAGUUAGCGAUUAAUAAUAGUAAAGAAAGAUAAUGGAAAGGUGGAUAAAUAUUCUAGUUUUAAUUUAAUAAUUAAAAAAGAGAAUAAUAAUCUAUUUUCUGCUAUUACUUCAAUAAUUUACUAUAAGAUGAUGAACAACAAAUUAACAUAAACAAUUUAUUGAGAUUUAGAAUGUUUUUUUAGGAAUUUAUUAAAACUUAAAAUAAUAUUUAGAUAAAAUUUGUGUUUCACUUUCUAAGAAAGAAUUAAAAUGAUAAGCAAUUUGAAGAUCUGAUAAUAAAUUGUAUUUAUUAAAUUCUUGAUGGAUCUUUCGAAAAGUUAUCAGAUAUCAUAUGUGUGUAUAAUAGAGAGAAUGAAGAGGAUAUGAAUUAUUGUAAGAUUUCAUCUAAAAAAAUACAUUUUAAUAAAAGUAAAUUAUAGGAUAAAAUUGACAUUUCUUAUAUUAUUUUAUUGGAUGAAUUUUUGAAUUACUUUUAAAAUAAAUUGGGUGUUCCUAAUUGGAUAGGAUUUAUAUGCUAUAAGUAUGUAUAAUCUUAGGUUGAUGUAGUAUUAAAAGAAUUUGAGAAAGAACUUUUACAACUUUAUAAAGACAUAUUGCUAAUGAUUGAAUUCCCGGUCAAUCUGAAUAAUCAAAUAGACUCUAAUUAAAAUGUUUCACAAUAUUUAGAUAAAUUGAAAACUCUUAUUUCUGAUAUAUGCAUAAUAUUAAAUGAAUAGAACUUUUACGAUAUGGCAUUAUAAUUUAAAAAGGUCAUACAUAUUAAUAGAGAGAAAAUGAUAUAAUAUCUAAACACUAUUGUUAAAGAAAAUACUGAAUUUGAAAUUUAUUUGAAAAUAAAUUAAAAAGAUAAAUAACCUAAUUAAGUGUUUAAUUAAUUGCUUCAAUUUCAAUUUCAAUUACAUAAAUCUGAUAUUGAAAUUUUAGAAAAAUUAAAGAUGUAUUAAUACAAUGAAGAUGUUAUAAAGAAAACUUUGUUUCGGAUUAAGUUGGACAUAAAUUAAUAGUUUAAGUAAUUUGAUUUAUAUCUUCCAUAAAGCUUAGCAUAUGUUAAGAGAAUAAUUCCUCAACAAUAAAAUAUCAAUUUAGAUAAACCACAUGUUUUUGUAUUUGGUAUGGCAAGAGUUGGGAAAAGUACAUUUCUGAAUAUAGUUAAUGAUCCAGAGAAUAUUAUUAUUACUUAGCAUAAGAAGUUUGAUGUAAAAGUAAAGAAUAAUAAAAUUCUGUUGUCUCAUUCAAAUGGUAGUUAAACAUUUUAGACAGAAAAUUUGGAGAUUGGUGAUUUUAUAUUUGUUGAUACUCCUGGAUUACAUGAUACUUAUUAUAUUAAUAGAGGUAUUAAUCAUUUCAAUAUCUUUAAUUCAAUAACUAGAGUAAGUUAACAAAUUAUAUUGUUGAUGAUUGAUGGAGAACAGCUUUAAACAACUAAAAAUGAUUUAAUCGAUUCAAUAACUAUAAUUAAUAACAUGCUAGGAAAAUAAAAAGACGAACAUCUUGAAAAUUUUAUCAUUCCUGUAUUCACUAAAAUUAGAAAUGCUUCUACUAUAGAAGAAAUAAUUAUCAAAUGGUAAACUGAGACAAUGAAAGAUAUUACAGAUCAGAAAUAAUUAAAAAUUUUGAAUAUCAUUAAAAAAGCACUAGAUCAAGAAAAUUAUAUCAAAAUUUAUUAGGCAGAGUGCUAUGAAAUCCAUGAAGAAGUGCAGUAAUUGGAAUCAGAAAUUAAAAAGUUAGAAGCUUAAUAUAUUGAUCUUGAUGAAGAGAAAGUGGAAGACCGCUAGGCACUAAAAGCAUAAAUCAAACUAAAAAGAUAGAAGUUAAAAGAUCUGAGAUAAGAGAAUUUAUUCUUAAAAAAAAUACAAAAUAUUAGGGAAGAUGUUUUAGAGAAAUGUUAAAAUUUGUUACAAAGGAGGGAAGAAAUAUUGUAAGAAAAUUAAGAUAUUGUUUUGAAUUUUGAAUUCUAGUUAACUCCUGAAUUGAAGUAACAUAUAGAUAAGUUAUUACCUCAUCGAACCAAAUUUUAUCAACAUCACUUAACCAUUAUAACAAAUAAUUUAAUUGCUACAAUGCUUUUUGAUGAUUCCAUAAGUAUAAAUGAUAAGGUUAGUGAAUUAUAUAAAUUAAACAAUAUGAAAAUUGACAGAAUUUCAGAUAUACCAGGCAAUCUAAUUAGUUGUGAAAUAUAAAACCAGAUUAAAGAACUUGAUUGUAUUAAAAAUAUCAUGAAAAUAUCUGAUGAAACUAUGGAUCCUUAAAAAGUUGAUUUUAAAUAUUUUUUAACUUAAUGCAGAAUUCUUUUUGAACCUAUUACUGAUUCUGCAUCUAUUCAUCAUGAAGGAACAGAAAUUCUGUAUUAUUCUUGGAAAAAAUUAGGUGAUAUUAAAAAAAUUGGAUGGCUAAUACCUACUGUUUUUGUAGCAUGCUAUCUUAUUCCUGCUAUUUCAAUAUCAGCAGUGUGUGAAUUAGUCAGAAAAAGUGUUUUUGUAAGUGAUAUAGAAAACGAAAAAUAAGAGAAACUAAAAUUCUUAAAGAUUCAGAAAAACUAUGAAACAUUAGUCAAGAUAGGAAGUAGAUGA
Paramecium octaurelia is the source of this 2727-nucleotide messenger RNA. Lineage: Eukaryota; Ciliophora; Oligohymenophorea; Peniculida; Parameciidae. The record is from the annotation of a GenBank genome assembly.